GAGGCCGCUUGUCCUUACAGACGAUCCGUACAGGUUCCGACAGCAACGUAGGAAGUGGCCAUUGAUUGGACGUUUCUAUCACUGGGCGUAUCACGUUACGCUGUACAGUCGCUUCCUGAAGUACCGCGGAUACUACUAAAUAAAGAUGCUGGUCCUGGUGCUCGGAGACCUCCACAUCCCCCACCGCUGCAACACCCUGCCGGCCAAGUUUAAGAAGCUGCUGGUACCUGGGAAGAUCCAGCACAUUCUGUGUACAGGGAACCUGUGCACAAAAGAGAGCUACGACUACCUGAAAACACUGGCGGGAGACGUGCAUAUUGUCAGGGGGGACUUCGACGAGAACCUGAAUUACCCGGAACAGAAGGUGGUGACGGUGGGCCAGUUUAAGAUUGGGCUGAUCCACGGGCACCAGGUGAUCCCCUGGGGGGACAUGGCCAGCCUGGCCCUGCUGCAGAGGCAGCUGGACGUAGACAUCCUCAUCUCGGGACACACGCACAAGUUUGAGGCCUUCGAGAACGAGAACAAGUUCUACAUCAACCCAGGCUCUGCCACAGGCGCUUACAGUGCUCUGGAGAGCAACAUCAUUCCUUCAUUUGUCCUGAUGGACAUCCAGGCCUCCACGGUGGUCACGUAUGUCUACCAGCUCAUCGGCGACGACGUCAAGGUGGAGAGGAUCGAGUACAAGAAGUCCUAAAGGCCAGGAUGGGAUGGAAGAACCAGACCUGUCCCUCAAUUCCUGUCCCGACACCGGUCCCUCAACGCUAAACGCUGUACCAUACCUGUCUGCUAACUUAAUGAAAGCAAUGUAGCACAUAUAUCAUGGCAUAUAUACGUCUGCAGCGUUUGACUCUGUUUGACCCACCUCCAGCGUGUCCGGGGAGAAUGAGAUGAUGUCACCUCCAUCCACAUUAUUUCAUCCAUGAAGAUUCGGUGCCACAAUUUCUUUUGUUUUCUUCAGUUUUUCUUUUAGUUUUAUUGAAAUUCAGAUUCGUUUCAUAUAAUUGCCCGACGAAAGAUAUUCUGACUUUCAAUUUAAAUUGAAGAUUGUCAAUCACUUUUGUGUUAUGUUAUUAAUAAAAUAAAAUAAAAUAAAAAAUCCUAUUAACAAUUGGUUUUUAAAAUGUAGAUUUUCUUUGUUGAUUCUGAGAGCUGUGUACAUUACAGAAUGUGUGAACUGGGAAUAGUUUGUACAGUCCCCAGAUUACUUCUUGCACUGUAAGAUAUUUCAUAUACGUAUAUCCACCAUUGUUUCUCCAUUUUGCUGUCAAAGUCAAAUUAAAAUCUAUUUACAUGG
This is a messenger RNA of Conger conger (European conger), 1294 nucleotides long. It is a transcript of the gene vps29, whose product is annotated as VPS29 retromer complex component. The coding region runs from base 146 to 694 and encodes 182 amino acids. The transcript is spliced from 4 exons. The record is from RefSeq and is a predicted model, not a curated record. Lineage: Eukaryota; Metazoa; Chordata; Actinopteri; Anguilliformes; Congridae. Gene Ontology annotation, biological process: retrograde transport, endosome to Golgi; intracellular protein transport. Gene Ontology annotation, cellular component: endosome; retromer complex.